UCCUUCCCGCUGUGCUUCCCCAAGCCUGGCCCUCUACAGAGAGCCGUGGCGGAGGGCAACUACCCGCCCCUCGGGCCGUUCACGGCCAUGUUCGAGAGUGACUUUCUGCAGGUCACCAACAAGGGGGAGCCUGUCUUCCUGCACAAGAAGGAGAACCCGGUGACCAUGGCUGUGGCCUCCUCCUUCCCGGGGCUCCUGCUCCCGGACCUCGUCCUGCUGGCCCGGCCCGUCCAAAGCAAGAAGCAGCCUCCGCGGCUGGAGCUCACCAGGCUGCUGCCGGCACAGCUGGUCCGCCUGUUUGUCCACAGCGAGGCCGGAUGGAGGCUGAAGCUCCGCCUGGCCUCCGGCCGCAGUUUCUACCUGAGGCUGGUGGCCGAGCCGGCCGAGGGCUGCCUCCUGUUCAACCGCUGGCGCUUCCUGAUCUUCCUGAUGCAGGGGCCCAUCCCGGCCUGGGCCCGGAGCCCCGACGAGCAGGCCGCCCAGGACGAGAGCGCCCCGAUGUCCGCAGCGGAGGCCCCCCCCAAACGGAAGGAGGUGGCCUUCCCUCCCCAGUACCCCGUCCCGAGGACCAAGGGGAGCCCGGGCUGGACCUGGGACAAAGCACUGCACUACCCCGGGCCGCUCUCCCAACUGAUGGACCAGCAGAGCGCCCAGGCCCUCCCGGAAGUGAUGUCGAGAGCGGAAGCCGCCCCCAUGUCCUUCCGGUCCCAACAGAAGCUCCCAGUCAGGAGAGAAGAAAAGCAGAAAUCAGAGCCCACCCUUUUCAGGAGGAGCACCCCGGGGAGCCUAGUGGAAGUGGAAGGGCAGCCGAGAGUCACCAUCCGGACUCUGUUCUCCACAAUUUCCGGGUCUCACCUGUCUAAGGCUGCCUCACCAGCGGAGACGUCCUCUUCAGGGCCCUCCAGGCCACCCUCCCAAGAGCACCCCCAGGAGCCGGGCACUGCCAACAAGCUGCCGCUCCCCCAAGAGCAGCCGCAGCCCCAGGAGCUCCCCCAAGAGCAGCCGCAGCCCCAGGAGCUCCCCCAAGAGCAGCCGCAGCCCCAGGAGCUCCCCCAAGAGCAGCCGCAGCCCCAGGAGUUCCCCCAAGACCAGCCGCAGCCCCAGGAGCUCCCCCAAGACCAGCCGCAGCCCCAGGAGCUCCCCCAAGAGCAGCCGCAGCCCCAGGAGCUCCCCCAAGACCAGCCGCAGCCCCAGGAGCUCCCCCAAGAGCAGCCGCAGCCCCAGGAGCUCCCCCAAGACCAGCCGCAGCCCCAGGAGCUCCCCCAAGAGCAGCCGCAGCCCCAAGAGCUCCCCCAAGACCAGCCGCAGCCCCAGGAGCUCCCCCAAGAGCAGCCGCAGCCCCAGGAGCUCCCCCAAGAGCAGCCACAGCCCCGAAGGCUGUGCAAAUGUCAGAGAAUACAGGAGCCGCCACUGCGGGUUAAGGUUCGGGACACCUUAGGGGAGCCCAGAACCCUGGCCGAAGGCCUUUUAAAAAGAAUAGAGGCCUGGGAUGCCUGGCGGUUCGGGUGGGUCCGCUGCCAGCCUCCGGAAGCCGCCCGGGUCGCCACAGAGCAGCCCAAGGACAACCCGAGGGACGGUCCGGAGCCCACCCAGGCCUCACAGCCCUGCGCCAGUUUCAAGGCUCUGAGGAAGGCUAUCCAGAAGCCACCGAGCUGGCUCACCAGAGCAUGGCAACAGGGCAAAAAGGUGGUCUGCACCUGUACCAGGGGCUCCAGCUAAUCCCCUGCCCAGGCCACCUAACUGCAUUAGAUUUUUUUUUUAUUUUUUUUAAAUAUAUUUUAUUUGAUUAUU
Monodelphis domestica (gray short-tailed opossum) is the source of this 1791-nucleotide messenger RNA. RefSeq lists its product as uncharacterized. Gene Ontology annotation, cellular component: nucleus. The record is from RefSeq and is a predicted model, not a curated record. NCBI's taxonomy places the organism in Eukaryota, Metazoa, Chordata, Mammalia, Didelphimorphia, Didelphidae.